Molecule: messenger RNA, 3747 nt
Organism: Haliotis rufescens (red abalone)
Lineage: Eukaryota; Metazoa; Mollusca; Gastropoda; Lepetellida; Haliotidae
Product: dual oxidase maturation factor 1-like
Exons: 10
Coding region: 259-1725 (488 amino acids)
Biological process (GO): protein transport
Cellular component (GO): endoplasmic reticulum membrane
Source: RefSeq, a predicted model, not a curated record
CAUUUCCUUAUCGGGUGAUCGAAGGCAUCUUCGUCGUUUUCAAGAGAAAAGCCAACGUUUGAAAAAAGUGCAAUAAUUACCUGCAUUGAAGACAAGCUUUCCUGUUCAUCAGUCUAAGACCAAAUGCCACCUGCAGUGAUGACCUUUCUCAGAUUUCUUGCACAUUACACCGACAUUUGCAGUGUACAGUGAUCCGGCUUGACUUGGGACGGCUUGGGCGAAGGUCGCAUUACGGUGCAAGCAAUUACGUGGACAGGGAUGGCCUGGUUUGGCGCGUUUAGAAAUAGUCACGGCUUCUCCUGGUACGACGACAACCCCUCCGCAGCAACAGUUGACAUCCCCCUGGCAGCGGUCACUUACUUCUGUAUUCUGGUUUCCGUGGCAACACUGAUAGCAUCUCUUGGAAUCAGAGGCAAAGAUAGGUGGAUAACAGCACUGCGAGCGAUUUACGGGCUGGCUGUUGGUUCUAUCAUAUUGGUGGGCGUCUACAGUCACAGCUGGCAGACGGGGACGUUAGAAGUGACCACGCCCUACGUUUAUCGGUCGCCCCAGCAGUUCCGGGGGCUGGUGGGUGUCCACGUUGCUCUCCACGGGGCCAAUGUUACUCUGAUAGGUCAGUUCGGAAGUUCCCCCAACAGUGGUUACGUGGCCUACUCCGAGAGCCUCCCGUGGAGUGAUUUUGGUCAUGAAUCCGACGCCUUCGAUGACUUUGUGGGGCGUGGUCUCCCUGACCCAAUCCUGAGGGUGGUGGAACACUUCUGUGCUGACGCCGGGGGUCUGCGGUGGGGGAAGGCGUUCCAUACAGCCGGCGACUUCGCAUGUGCCCUGCUCUGGACAGCUUUCGCAUUUUGGAUCGUGACCAAUAUACUGCUGUUCAGUGUCAUCUGCUACGGGGGCUACAUGUUCGUCCUGACGGGGUUCACAAUGUCCUUGACCUGUGUGGUGUACCAUGUCUGCCAACCCAGCAACUCGCUCGUUAUAUCGUAUGGCGAGCACAUCCUCAGAACACACUAUGACUGGUCGUUCUGGCUCAUCCUUGUUACAGGACUAGUCACCUUCGUCCUUGGUCUCCUGAUUGUGUUCUUGGACCAUAUCUUCCCAAAGAAGAUGGCGGAGGUGAUGGGCGUCGAUGCUGGUAUUGAGGACGACAGGGGAGAAUUUGGAGCCUUCGCUUCUCUCAGGGAUCGAAAAGAAAGUAUCUUCUUCACACAAGAUAGGAGGGGGAGCAUAUUCCAGGACCGAGAAAGACGCAGUAGUAUGUACCCCGGGGCGGAAAGGAGGACAAGCGUGUUUGGGGAUCAGCAGAGAAGAGGCAGUUUCCGUGGCAUGGCAUGGUAUUCCAACAAGGGUUUUACUUCAGCUGAUGAAAAGACCAGAGUGAACCCCCUUUUUACAGGGCGGAACAGCAUUACAGAAGAGGAUGAAAGUUUACCUGCUAAAACCCAAACAGAAGUCCAAAUAAACAUUGAAGAUGAAGAGGGUAAUAUAACUUCCGGUGUGGACCGGAAGUCCUCAUGUUCGUCUGCUAAGGAGGACAGGGAUAAUGACCUAAAUGAGAAGCAGGCUUCAUCUAGUGUUACACUAGAGAUUGGACAGUUGAGCCGCCAGUUGUCGCACGACUCGGGGAAUGAAAGCGGCUGUGUUCAGACUCGUGACUUUGACAGUACAUCAUCCAGUGAUGCUGGUGCUGAAUGCAGUCAGUCCCUAGACUCCAACACAAGCUGAACAUCGGUGGACAUUCCGAUUGCAAACCAUUGUCUUCCUUCUUGCUAUGGCUCAAACCCUAUAAUUUUUUAACUAAAAUAUUAAAUGAGUACAUAUUUUAGAAAGUGUAACGUCUCACAGAAUCCUAUCAAUCAAAAUUGCUUCAAGAGAUUCGCUCAUGACCUGACAUACAUGUUCGAAUCAUUGAGUACACGCUUGGAGUUUCAGGACGGUAUGAGGAGUUUUGGUUUUGCAAUCUGUCCACCAGUGUCCAUUCAUCAGUGACGUUAUGUAGAGGUCAAGGUCUCCGCUUUUCUACCGCAUGUAUUUCUGUCUUCCUGCUUACAAUGACACCAGGAUGCAUUCCGCCAUGCCAGACAUUUCCUGUUGCCAUGACAACGGUUUAACUCAGGCGUCAUCCAGGACCAUGACAACUGACGUAACCACGCCAUCCUCGCCAUUUUGUCUGACGUUGAUCAUCAGCUCAUACCCCCUUGUCUUUCAUACCUGCAUAAUCCGAAACAGACUACUGAUUGUGUUUCAAUCUCUUUAUAUACUAGACUGUUGCAGCGAGUGUAUAAUGACUCACGUGUAGCACAAACAUGACACGUGGGAACUACUGCAUGCCAAGCCGUCUCCCAUGAUCUCGUCAGGCGACCAGUAGUGUUCCUCGUCAUGUAAAUAUGUGGUUUAGUUUCUCGUGAUUUCCACAUUUAUAUCAGAGAACAAUAUUAUAUUUAGUCCCCAAUGGUAAGAUGUUAUGUAUUAUGCCUUGAAGGAGAUUAUUUCCUUUGGAAACUUGUCAGUAUAAACAACGAAAAAACCAUUAAAUUUGGAGUUGACUUUUUGAUGAUUAAAACUAGGAUAUAACCUUCAUGUGAACGUAUGCUAUUAAUUGUGUAGCUGUAGAAUAGAGUAUGUUAUAUAUCCAGCAGAUCAUGGUGGGUGCUAUGUGUGGGAUUUAACAACAGAUUGACUUAAGAUGAUAUGAAAUGAAAUGCAAUCAUAUUUCUGGUAAAACUUUAUAAAAAAACGUGUUUUUAAGAAUAUCAUAUGUCAAUAUCACUAUCACAUCAUUGGUAUACUAUGGUGUAAUAUAAUUAACAAUUCGGUAGUUUUUUUAUGGAAGAAUAUAUAUCAAUCAACAGUCGAAUCCUUGUCAAAUCUGGUUAUAUUGAAGAAUACCCCCGCUCUCUCUGAGCCCUUGAAUACCAGUGUCAAGUCUUGAAAUAAGAACAAAGAGAGUGAUGCAAUAAAUAUCCACAAACUAUUAUCUCAAACGGUUUUCACGUCAACUAGUUUAUAUAAAAUGAAUUUCGUUUUUGCACAUUAUUUCGAUUCUUGUUUAAUUAUGAAAAAAUACAAGAUCUUAUUUUUUAACAGUGUUUUGUCAGUUUGCGUGUGACUGUACAAACAGGUACAGAUCUAAUCUUGUGCGUUCGUCUCACACCUGGGAUUUCUUGUAACUUUGGUAGCGGAAUCGAAUGUAGCUGACGUGAUACUGCCCCUCCCCCUCCCCCUCCCCCUCCCACCACAUGGGCAAGGUAUGCUGACCCUCAAUCACCUGAUACCGCCAUCCGUGGCUCGUGAGAUGUUGGACACCAUAAGCAUUAAUCCACUUUAAAAGAUAUAUACUACUCCAAAAUAGUGACUGAUCACCCUGUUGUGUCAUAUUACCACAGUUCAUAUGCCAUGACACGACAGCUUAACCUUAUUGAAAUGAAAGAAGCAGGUGAUCCUUUAUUUUUUAGUAGUAUAGGUAAUGUGUUUGAUUAGAAGUCGAUUGUAUAUUUUACAUAUCUAAUAUUUGUUGUUUCGUGUACAGACUAUGUUGAUACCAAUUUAGAAGUGACGUUUGUGAAGUACAGUAUCUGUACGUAUGUACAGUAAAUGUGUGUGAUCAAUAUAGGUACGUGUCUGCAGUAGGUGUACGAACAGUAUAUGUGCAGUCUUGUUUGACAAUUUAUGUUCCGUGUCAAGAGAUUAUUGUACAAAUAUAACACUGUUAAACUUAUUUUUGAAUUAAAAACUAUUUGAAAUGUU